This is a messenger RNA of Juglans microcarpa x Juglans regia, 1832 nucleotides long. RefSeq names its product U-box domain-containing protein 9-like. The record is from RefSeq and is a predicted model, not a curated record. Gene Ontology annotation, cellular component: nucleus; cytoplasm. Bases 234 to 1607 code for a protein of 457 amino acids. The transcript is spliced from 2 exons. Gene Ontology annotation, biological process: protein ubiquitination. NCBI's taxonomy places the organism in Eukaryota, Viridiplantae, Streptophyta, Magnoliopsida, Fagales, Juglandaceae. Gene Ontology annotation, molecular function: ubiquitin-protein transferase activity; protein binding.
AGGAAACCUCAAAAACCCGUUUUAGGAUCGAAGAGAACAAAUUACUGAGAAUGCAAGCACACAAACUGGAGACCCUUUAGAGAGAGAGAGACGAAACGUUCAGAACAGGAGAGAAUGGAACAGAGCAUUCCCGUUUCCAUACUCAUUUCUCUGCUUCGCAUCGCCUUUCUGGGAAAGCUUUCAAUGUGAGGGAUAUUGACUUUCGGCCGGCGGCUCUGGGUUCUUGUGAUCGGAUGGCUAAGACGGGUGUUUUUGAAUCUGAUCCGUCGGUGAUGGCAAAGGCCACUGAGUUGAAGAAAGAGCUGAAGAGACUGGUGCGGGAAAUUCUAGACGUUGAGGAUUACAGCAACGAAACCAUUGAUCGGGCUAAGGAGAAGCUUUGUGCUUUGAAGGAAUUGAAGCUGACGGGGAAGCGGUCGCCCUCGCUUAAGCUCCUCGAGACGCUGGCCUGUCCCGAUGAGUUUCGGUGCCCCUUGUCCAAGGAGUUUAUGACAGAUCCUGUUAUUGUGGCCACUGGUCAGACAUAUGAUAGGCCCUUCAUUCAGAAAUGGCUAAAAGCUGGCAAUCAGACAUGCCCUGUUACCCAACAAAUUCUCUCACACACAAUACUUACUCCGAAUCACUUGGUACGAGGAAUGAUAUCACAAUGGUGCAAGAGCCGGGGGAUUGAAUUGUCGGAUCCUGUUUACCAAAUUAAUGAAGAAGGAAUGACAGAAGCAGAUCGUGAACAUUUUCUUUCUUUGCUGGAGAAGAUGUCGUUGACACUUUCUGAACAAAAACAAUCAGCCAGGGAGCUUCGGCUGUUGACAAAGAGGAUGCCCUCCUUCCGGGCACUCUUUGGUGAGUCUUUAGAUGCCAUUCCCCAAUUGCUCAAUCCACUUUCUGAGAGCGGGCCUCAAAAUGGUAUUCACCCAGAUCUCCAAGAAGACGUGAUCACAACACUCUUGAAUCUCUCAAUCCAUGAAAGCAACAAAAAGCUUGUUGCCGAAACCCCAAUGGUAAUUCCUCUACUUAUGGAAGCGUUGAGGUCGGGAACCAUUGACACAAGGACCAAUGCUGCUGCUGCCCUUUUCACGUUGUCCGCCCUUGAUUCAAACAAGGCACUUAUUGGUAAAUCAGGUGCUCUGAAACCACUCAUCGACCUAUUAGAAGAAGGGCAUCCACUUGCUAUGAAAGAUGUUGCUUCAGCAAUCUUUACCCUAUGCAUGAUCAACGAGAACAAGGCAAAAGCUGUGCGGGAUGGUGCAGUGAGAGUGAUUCUGAAGAAGAUCACGGACCGUAUGCAUGUAGAUGAGUUGUUGGCUAUCCUUGCAAUGCUCUCAAGCCAUCAGAAGGCCAUUGAAGAAAUGGGGGAACUUGGAGCUGUUCCUUGCUUGCUUAGCAUAAUUAGAGCGAGCACUUGUGGACGAAACAAGGAGAAUUGCAUUGCCAUCCUCCACAGCAUCUGUUUGAAUGAUCGAACGAAGUGGAAAGAAAUGAGGGAAGAGGAGAAUGCCCACGGAACGAUCUCUGAGCUUGCUGAGAAUGGAACUUCAAGAGCCAAGAGGAAGGCUUGCGGCAUUCUUGAGAGACUGAAUAGGAUUGUCAAUGUCGUGCAUACUUCGUGAUGAGUUAGCCAGUGCAGCAUCGCAGAACACAAUACUCUGUAAAUUCUGCAUCUAUUUCCAGAGCUCAUGGUCUCUAAUGCAGCCCCCAGGCUUCAUGUGUGGUCAUUCUCUAUUACCCUUUUGUACAUUCUCGUUUUCUCUGGAGUUUCAGGUUUCAAGUUGAUGAGGUAGUACUGUGAGUCUUGUCAUUUCUGUGAAUCAAUACAAAAGAAGUUUUAUUUUUAA